AUGAUGCCUUUGUUGGGGCUCCGCCCCCUCCUGGCAGUGGCCCUGGCUCUUACCAUCUGCAUCCUGCAAGUGUCUACUGGAGCCACGCCCUUCCCACAGGACCUGGAACCAAUCAGCAUUGUUGGGAGUGAACACUCCCACUUGUACCCCAGUUUCCAGGGCCUCACGCUUGACAACGACACAGAGCGGCUGGGCCUGGACUUCCAGAGAAUGCUCCGGAUAAACCACAUGUUGUACAUCGCAGCCAGAGAUCACGUGUUCGCCAUCAAUCUCAGCGUGGCGUCUGACCAGAUAGUUCCUCAACAGAAAUUAACAUGGAAGACAAAGGAUGUGGAGAAGUGCACUGUGAGGGGUAAAAACAGCGAUGAAUGCUACAACUACAUCAAAGUACUGGUGCCUCGGAACGAUGAGACCCUCUUUGCUUGCGGCACAAAUGCCUUUAACCCCACCUGCCGCAACUACAAGAUGUCCACGUUGGAGCAGGAUGGAGAGGAGGUGGUGGGACAGGCACGGUGUCCUUUCGAGUCACGCCAGUCCAACGUUGGCCUCUUCGCCGGUGGAGAUUUUUAUUCUGCCACUAUGACGGAUUUCUUGGCAAGUGAUGCGGUGAUUUACAGAAGUUUGGGGGAAAGUAGUCCAGUCCUUCGUACUGUGAAAUAUGACUCAAAGUGGCUUAGAGAACCUCAUUUUCUCCAUGCCAUCGAGUACGGGAACUACGUCUAUUUUUUCUUCAGUGAAAUCGCUGUGGAAUACACCACUCUUGGCAAAGUGGUGUUUUCCAGAGUGGCACGCGUCUGCAAGAACGACAACGGCGGUUCUCCGAGGGUUCUAGAGCGCUACUGGACGUCGUUCCUGAAGGCGCGACUCAACUGCUCGGUCCCGGGAGACUCCUUCUUUUACUUCGACGUGCUUCAGUCUCUGACCAACGUGAUCCAGAUUAAUCACAGGCCGGCCGUGCUGGGCGUGUUUACCACACAGGCCAACAGCAUCACCGGCUCGGCAGUGUGUGCGUUCUAUAUGGACGACAUCGAGAAGGUGUUCAACGGGAAAUUCAAAGAGCAGAGAAACAGCGAGUUGGCAUGGACACCAGUGCCUGAGGAGCAAGUGCCCAAACCCAGGCCUGGUUCCUGUGCAGGCGACGGACCCGCCGCGGCCUACAAGUCCUCCACCACCUUUCCCGACGAGAUGCUGACUUUCAUCAAAUCUUACCCGCUGAUGGAUGAGGCAGUGCCGUCCGUCAACGACCGCCCCUGCUUCACCCGCACCAACAGCAGGUUCAAGUUGACCCAGUUAGCAGUGGACACCUCUGCAGGACCCUAUAAGAACCACACCGUCUUGUUCUUGGGUUCUGAAAACGGCAGGGUUCUGAAAAUUCUAGCCAGUACUCACCCAAACGCUUCCUACAGCACACUACUUCUGGAAGAUAUCGAAGUAUACAACCCAUCAAAGUGCAACGUACGUGGAGAGGACAGGAGGAUUCUGGGAUUGGAGCUGGACAAAGACCAUCACUCCCUGUUCGUGGCCUUCUCCAGCUGCGUAAUUCGGGUGCCACUGAGUCGUUGUGCUGACUAUGGGUCUUGUAAAAAGAGCUGCCUGUCGUCCCAAGAUCCUUACUGCAUCUGGCUGAAGACUGGAAGCUGCGCCACGGUGACGCCUGGUGUCAAGAAUGGGUUUGAGCAGGAUGUUGAAAGCGGCUCUCACCAGUACCCAGACAGCUGCCACGAUAUCCUGGCAACUACACGAAAGCAGAACACUGCAGUGGAUUCAGCUUACGGAAAGACCACACCCACAACCACCAGCACAACCAAUCAGGCGGCAGAUCUGCCAAAGAUGCCGGGUGACUCGCAGAAAGGUACAGGUGCUGCUGGCCACCCUGCAGAGGGGGACGGGGGGGUCCGGGGCUCCCCGGCCACAGAGGCAAUCAAUGUGGAGAUGGAGGGAGUUCGACGCCCUCCCGAAAUGGAGAAGUCCAACCACAGUGUUCAUUACACCCUUCUGAUUGCAUGUGUUCUGGUGGCUUUCGUCUUGGGAGCGUUCCUCUCCGGAUUCCUGGUCUCCUGCUAUUGCAGCCACAGUGUGAAUAAAACCAAGAGGAUGGCCAAAGACCCUGAAGCACCCAUCCCUCACGCCUUAUCUCUACGCAGCUUAGCCAAGCUCAACGGUUUACUGGAGAACCAGGGCAAAGAGGAGAAACUGGAGGUCUCUUCACCAAAGCUGUACAAUUCCUUCUUCCCAGAUGGGAAGGAGCAUCCUCACAGGAGAAACGGCCACCACGGGGUCAUGGCUGAACUCAUCCAUCCUCAUCAUCAUCACCAUCAUCAUCAUCAUCACUCCUCAGAGAUGUCGGGCCUUCCAACGCCAGAUUCGACACCCGAGCUGCCCAUCAAGAGCAUGAAGGCCUUCAAGAACCAAUGGGAGAAGAACCAAAACUGCAACAAUGCCAAGGACCCCAAGCCGCAAAACGUGGCCAGCUCCAGACCUGGUUCAGGGAUCCAUCAACAGGUCUUCCCCUUCUCUCAUGGACUGUCCAAUGGGCAGUCCCUGAGUGGAAUGGCCCAUCCCGAAGAGCGAAAGAUCCACAAUUCGGACCGGAUGGUGAGCCAGCCUUAUGCCUGUUACCCGCACAAGGUGGUAGAUGUCACCUCCUUCGACGAUCUCCUGAAGCACAUUCAAGAAAUCAACAUUGCCACUGGAAAGAACACCACAGUCAUGACUUCCUCCAUGUCUGCGCACGGUGGUCAGAUGGCAUUCGCCAACCGCGUGCAGCCACUAAUUCCCGAAACCGAAUCUGCUCCGUACUACAGCUCUUCGACGUUACCUCGCGACAGCCUAACGCGACGGAUGGACGUCCCUCCCGACAUACCCAUGCCUCAGUCCACCCUGGAGAGAGUUUCCCGUCACCCCUCUCAGAGGCACUCGCUCAUUUCAGCCUCGAAGAUGCCUGGCGGAGGGGUGGUUCCACGGCAGCACAGUUUUAACCAUCGCAGUGCCCACCACCCGCUCUUGUCACAGACGAAUUCCACGGGAGGCAGCUCCGAUGUCCGCCACCCCUUGAUCCCUAACACUUACCUGACGCGCCAACACAGCUACAGCGAACAACCGGAGGUCCACCGAGGUGCCGUCGUCCGUCGGACGGCCUCCCUGAAGCCAGACGUCCCGCCCAAGCCUCUAUUCAUCCCCGCCACAUCCCCUGUCAAUCAACAAGGGAAGUUUAACUACUGA
Chanos chanos (milkfish) is the source of this 3222-nucleotide messenger RNA. RefSeq names its product semaphorin 6Cb (gene sema6cb). Gene Ontology annotation, cellular component: plasma membrane. The coding region runs from base 1 to 3222 and encodes 1073 amino acids. Lineage: Eukaryota; Metazoa; Chordata; Actinopteri; Gonorynchiformes; Chanidae. Gene Ontology annotation, molecular function: semaphorin receptor binding; chemorepellent activity. Gene Ontology annotation, biological process: axon guidance; semaphorin-plexin signaling pathway; positive regulation of cell migration. The record is from RefSeq and is a predicted model, not a curated record. The transcript is spliced from 18 exons.